AUGGACAUCCCGCCGCCGGGAGCUGGCAGCACUGAAUGUGUCGCUCCAUUAUUUGAGUAUCCCAAAAUACUAGGACCUCCGAACGUCCAACAGGGAUCGGACGACAAAGUUGGCAGUGACUGGUUUCCUUACCCACCCACCCCACCCAAGCAGAGCCCAGCGGUGUGUGUCGUCCAAGUCAUCGCCCCAGCCGUCGACCUAGUUACUGUAUCUGAUGGUCAGGAGCGUUUGGGUAUAAAGGGACCGUACCCUCGCCAGGGGAUGAUUUCUCCAAUAGCCGGUCUAUUCACCACUGCCCAGACGAUCCACGAACACAAAGAAAUGAUGCCCUACGUCAGCUCCUACGCGUACCCCGGUAGCAGCAGAAGCAUAUAUCCGUCCUACGGCCGCAGCAGCUAUGGAGUGCCCGUCCAGCAUUACUACGGUACUCCCGUGUCAUACGGCAGCCCGUAUGGGUAUUCGUCUUCCUACUAUGGCUCGUCCUAUGGGUCUACUACACCUAUGGUCGUCCUGCCGUCAAGACGCCAUCAUCAUCGUAGCCACCGCCGUCACCACUCUAGGAGUUACUAUUACUGA
Guyanagaster necrorhizus is the source of this 576-nucleotide messenger RNA. RefSeq lists its product as uncharacterized. NCBI's taxonomy places the organism in Eukaryota, Fungi, Basidiomycota, Agaricomycetes, Agaricales, Physalacriaceae. Bases 1 to 576 code for a protein of 191 amino acids. The record is from RefSeq and is a predicted model, not a curated record. The transcript has 2 exons.